Molecule: messenger RNA, 2362 nt
Organism: Phragmites australis (common reed)
Lineage: Eukaryota; Viridiplantae; Streptophyta; Magnoliopsida; Poales; Poaceae
Product: phosphatidylinositol/phosphatidylcholine transfer protein SFH6-like
Exons: 14
Coding region: 281-2098 (605 amino acids)
Source: RefSeq, a predicted model, not a curated record
CUGGUCCACCGAGACGUGGCGUAAGUACGUGUAACCCAUCCUCCUCUCCCCUCCUUCCACCGAUGAAGGGAAAGCAGAAAUUUCUUUCCCCCUCCCCGAAAAAAAGCAUCAGAGUUUCUCUCUGAAAAACAGAUUCAGACAAGCCACCAUUCUCUUGCUCGUCUUUGGCGUGCUCCUUGAUCGAGGGCCCCAUUCGUAAGGGGAUAUCGAUUACUGAGGCGUUGGAGUUGGAAUUCUUCGGUGGAAUCGAACCUCAGUUUGGGACUUGAGGCGGAAGGGAAUGUCGGGGUCCAUCGACCGGCGCGCGGUGCCUUGUGACUGUUUUGAGGGCUAUGCUCACAGUGAUGAAAAGAAAGAGUGCAAAUCGGAUGAAGACAACUCAGACGGAGAAAUGAAGGCUAAAAGAGCUUCCUUCAAGAAGAGAGCGAUUAGUGCGGGGAAUAAAUUUAGGCAUUCCUUAAGGAGGAAGAGUAAAACGAAGAGUGAUAAUCAUGUAGUCUCCAUAGAAGACAUAAGAGAUGUUCAGGAGCUGGAGACUGUUGAAAGGUUCCGCCAGUGUUUAGUUAAUGAAGGCUUGUUGCCAGAACGCCAUGAUGAUUAUCACAUGAUGUUGAGGUUCCUGAAAGCAAGAAAAUUUAAUAUCGAGAAAGCAAAGCAUAUGUGGUCAGAAAUGCUUAGAUGGAGGAAGGAAUUUGGGGCCGACAAUAUAGAGGAAUUUGACUACACUGAAUUACAUGAAGUUGUGAAGUACUAUCCACAAUUUUAUCAUGGUGUAGACAAAGAGGGAAGGCCUGUUUACAUAGAACUACUUGGGAAAGUUGAUGCCAACAAACUAGUACAAAUCACUACUAUUGACCGAUACGUAAAAUAUCAUGUCAAGGAGUCUGAGAGAUGUCUCCAGAUGAGGUUUCCAGCUUGCUCUAUUGCUGCGAAAAGACACAUAGACUCAUGUACUGCAAUCUUGGAUGUGCAAGGGGUGGGCCUAAAGAACUUCUCAAAAGAUGCAAGAGAGCUAAUAAUGCGGUUGCAGAAGGUCAACAAUGACAACUAUCCAGAGACCUUGUACCAAUUGUACAUCAUAAAUGCUGGCAAAGGCUUCAAGAUCUUAUGGGGUACAAUAAAAUCAUUUCUUGAUCCGGAAACUGCCUCAAAAAUUCAUGUCCUUGGAAGCAAGUACCAGAAUGAACUACUUGAAAUAAUUGAUGACAGUGAACUCCCAGAUUUCCUUGGUGGCAAAUGCAGGUGUGAAGAAUAUGGAGGUUGUCCAAAAUCUGAUAAAGGCCCUUGGAAGGACCCUGAAAUUAUCAAGAGGAUCCUCAAUGGUGAAGCAAACUAUGGUCGGCAAAUUCACUCUAUAUCAAGCAUCGAAGGGAAGGAAGUUGGUUGUACUGAGCCUCAACACUCAACCAAACAAGGCAUUGAUGUGUUUGCCGAAUCUAGUUCUGAAGUGGAAGAUGUUUCUUCUCCUACUGCUUCAGUGAACCCCAUCAUAAACCCUCAUUUGACCCCUGUGCCCGAGUCAAAAUUUCCAGGGCAUGCUUCCACAUCUGAUGCUCCUCCCGUUAUAGAGGAUGGCAUCCCUGUUGUUGACAAGGUUGUGGAUGCAUGCAUUGAUCCAACAGCCAGCUCAAUGGCUUCCACCUCAGGUUCACUCCCCUUGAGAAAUAUACCAACAUUGAGAGGACUUCAAACUCGAAUUGCUGCGUGGUUGACAGCCUUAAUCGUAAGCCUUCUGACAUUCCUUCGUGCUGUCCCAAGCGUAAUGACUAAAAGGUUCGCAAACCAGGCCAUUGCUUGUGGUCACCAUAGCGAUGAGUUCCCUCAAGGAUUUAUGGAAGAUGAUACCGUUUCAUCUGCGUUAAGACGGAUUGAUGAAUUGGAGGAGAAGGUACAGAUACUUGAAGCAAGGCCACCCCAAGUGCCAUUUGAAAAGGAAGAAUUGCUAAAUGCAGCUGUCCGCCGUGUGGAUGCAGUGGAAGCUGAGCUAAUUUCUAUGAAGAAGGCCCUGUAUGAGACAUUAAUUCGGCAGGAUGAGCUUGUUGCAUAUAUUGACCAGCAGCAGACAGUCAAGUUUUGUAGAAAGAAGUUGUGCCUGUAAGUACUGGAGUGCCUGCCAAUUUUGUUUCUUCUCUUUUGAGAUGGCAUGCUGCUGCUGUUGAUGGAAUGUAUUUAAAGCACGUGCAAAUUUUGUUGUAAUUAUUGGAAAUGGAAAGAGUUGGGUUUCUAUGACAUCCGGAGGCCAACUAGGGGUUAAGUUACUGUAGAUACUGUAGAUACUGUAGAUACUGUUUAUGUACGUAUAUAAGUAUAUAUACAUAUAUACGUAUACAUAUAAGUAUAAUAUAAUUUUCAUUUUCGGGAA